CCGGCGGACUGCCCUUCUUCAAGAUGGCGUCGAAGAUGGGUUCGCGACGGUGGAUGCUGCAGCUGAUCAUGCAGUUGGGUUCGGUGUUACUCACACGCUGUCCCUUCUGGGGCUGCUUCAGCCAGCUCAUGCUGUACGCUGAGAGGGCUGAGGCGCGUCGGAAGCCCGACAUCCCAGUGCCCUACCUGUACUUCGACAUGGGGGCGGCCGUGCUGUGCGCUAGCUUCAUGUCCUUUGGAGUGAAGCGGCGCUGGUUCGCGCUGGGGGCGGCCCUCCAGCUGGCCAUUAGCACCUACGCCGCCUACAUCGGGGGCUACGUCCACUACGGGGACUGGCUGAAGGUCCGUAUGUACUCGCGCACAGUUGCCAUCAUCGGCGGCUUUCUUGUGUUGGCCAGCGGUGCUGGGGAGCUGUACCGUCGGAAACCCCGCAGCCGUUCCCUCCAGUCCACCGGCCAGGUCUUCCUGGGCAUCUACCUCAUCUGUGUGGCCUACUCGCUGCAGCACAGCAAGGAGGACCGGCUGGCGUAUCUGAACCAUCUCCCAGGUGGGGAGCUGAUGAUCCAGCUAUUCUUCGUGCUGUAUGGCGUCCUGGCCCUGGCCUUCCUGUCAGGCUACUAUGUGACCCUGGCUGCCCAGAUCUUGGCUGUACUGCUGCCCCCGGUCAUGCUGCUCAUUGAUGGCAAUGUUGCCUACUGGCACAACACGCGGCGCGUUGAGUUCUGGAACCAGAUGAAGCUCCUUGGAGAGAGUGUGGGCAUCUUCGGGGCUGCUGUCAUCCUGGCCACUGAUGGCUGAAUUGCAUAGUGGAAGGCCGAGAUGGGUGUGGGGAGCCACUGAGGGCCACCCUACUUUCCUCCUUGCUGGCCCAGUUAUGUUUAUUUAUGCUUUUACUUCUGUUUGUUUGAUCCUUUGUGUUGUGUGUGCUUGUGUGUGUUGGUAAGAGGCAGGUCUCUUCUACAGUUCCUGGGCUCAGCCCUUGGGGGCGUGGGAGCCCUGAUAAGGAUGCCUUACAGGUUUCUUUUUCCUGUUUGUUAUGAGGAGAGCUGAGGCCAGCUGCUCCCCUGGGUCUCCCAUCCCAGAGAAGGGGGUGGGGCAGGGCUAGGGUUGGGGUACUGAGAAUGGGAGGCAGAGGAAGGCAGACAGAACUGGGAGUGAGCAAAUGUGAAAAAUUCCUUUUUGAACCUGGCAGACACAGAUAGGCACUGCAGUGCUUUUCAGAGACUGAGAGUGAGUAUGCUCGUGACACGUGGAUCAGACCCGAGAAGAGCAGAGGGGCUGGGCACCAUGGGAGAAGUCACAUGGGCUCUCAGGGUGUACCAGGGGCAGAAACAGCACUAGCUGUCACCCACCUUGAGGGCAGAGCAGGCCCCAGUCUACUUGGGGGUGCGGGGGUGGGGCAGGCAGCUGCCAACUUCCUGCCUCCGGCCUUCUGUUUUAGCUCCAUGGUUGGCCUGGUGGGGUUGAGUGCCCUCCCAAACACCAGACCACACAGUCCUCCAAAAAUAAACAUUUUAUAUAGA
Molecule: messenger RNA, 1522 nt
Organism: Camelus dromedarius (Arabian camel)
Lineage: Eukaryota; Metazoa; Chordata; Mammalia; Artiodactyla; Camelidae
Gene: TMEM101
Product: transmembrane protein 101
Exons: 4
Coding region: 24-797 (257 amino acids)
Biological process (GO): positive regulation of canonical NF-kappaB signal transduction
Source: RefSeq, a predicted model, not a curated record